UCUAGUGCCCAGGAUGUACACCGAUGUGACCUUUGUGAGACCGCCGUAGUACACAGCUACUGUGACUUUUGUCAUGUCAAACUUUGUAAGUCCUGCUUAGGAGAACACAUCUUGGAUGGAUAUGACAAACAUAAAAUUGUACUAUUCCAGGAUCGAAGAUCAACCCUCAUUUAUCCAAAAUGUAGUACACAUCCACAUAAAAUCUGUGAAUCCCAAUGCAUGGAUUGCGACAACAUUUUUGUUUGUUCCUCCUGCAUGGCUGCUGAACUACAUGAAAGACAUAAAUUUCAAGAAAUUACAGAGGUAUACAAUACUAAGAAAGAAGUCAUUAAAAAGGAUGCAAAAGAGUUGGAGAAUCAUAUUUCCCCCACGUAUGAUGAAAUUGCACUGGACUUGGAAAAUCAGCUUGCCAACCUGGAUAAAGGGUAUGAGAAACUUACAACAACAAUGUCCAAUCAAGGAGAGCAAUGUCAUAGAGAAAUUGACAUAGUCAUCAACAAGAUGAACGCUGAACUCAGCGAGAUAAAAGUGAAACACAGAGACAUUUUACAGAAACAUUUAGAUGAAACCAAACAGAUUCAGUCUCUCAUAACACAAACAAUGCUGACCUUAAAGGAAAUAGAAAAAUCCACUGAAGUAUCUCCUACCCUUAGAUACAGCUCUAAGAUAAGAGAAUUCAGCAAAUUUCCACCCAAAGUUCAGAUAUCACUGCCAACAUUCAUUCCAAAUCCAAUAGAUCAUGAAAAGCUGUAUGGGUUGUUUGGACAAAUCACCCAAUUAUCUACUUCCACAAAAGAUAAUGUCGUGUCACUGAAUCAAUCCAAAAACUCAGUAGGAGAGCUACUUGAUGAACCGGAGCUUGUUGCUACGAUACAGACUGGGUAUAGACAUCUUCGCAAUGUUAUCUGUCUGAAUGAAGGCAAUAUAUGGACAAGUGGAAUGGCUAAUGAUAUAAAAUGUUUCAACGUUAAAGGUUUACUCCUUCAGACAAUCCAGACAAAGUCAUGGGAUUGGCCCGAAAUAGCUGUAGAUAAUAAUGGAGAUCUACUGUUCUCUGCCUGGCAUGAAAGGACACUAAAUAAAGUAAAGAGUGGACAGACAGAAGAGUUGAUCAGAUUACUGGGAUGGAAACCUGUCAACCUGUGUGUCACCUCUACUGGUGAUCUCCUGGUUACCAUGUUCAGUGAUGAUAAAACUCAAUACAAAGUUGUACGUUACUCGGGAUCUACAGUAAAACAAACAAUUCAAUUUGACGAAGAAGGUAAACCUCUGUACUCAAGGAGUACUUGUAGUAAAUACAUUACAGAGAACAGAAAUCAUGACAUCUGUGUAGCUGACUUUGGGGCUGGUGCAGUAGUGGUGGUUAAUCAGGACGGGAAACUCAGAUGGAGAUACACCGGUCAUCCCUCAGCAACCAAGAACAAAUCAUUUAACCCAUAUGGUAUCACAACGGACAGUCAGAGUCGUAUCCUAACAGUAGACGGUACCAACUAUUGUAUCCACAUUCUAGAUCAGAAUGGACAGUUUCUCCGUAACAUUGAUAACUGUGAUCUGAAGAAUCCUCAGGGUUUAUGUGUGGACAGUAAUGACAAUCUGUUUGUGUGUGAAUUUUUCGGGGGGAAUUUAAAGAAAAUCAAAUAUCUAAACUAGAUAAUGAUCUGUUUGUGUGUGACUUUUACACAGGCAAUUUAACGAAAAUCAAAUAUCUAAAGUAGACAUUGACAUUGUGAAAAUAUGCUAAUAAAUCAAGCAAAUUGUU
This is a messenger RNA of Magallana angulata, 1759 nucleotides long. RefSeq lists its product as uncharacterized. Bases 220 to 1650 code for a protein of 476 amino acids. Gene Ontology annotation, molecular function: translation repressor activity; ubiquitin protein ligase activity. Gene Ontology annotation, biological process: negative regulation of translation; proteasome-mediated ubiquitin-dependent protein catabolic process; protein polyubiquitination. NCBI's taxonomy places the organism in Eukaryota, Metazoa, Mollusca, Bivalvia, Ostreida, Ostreidae. The record is from RefSeq and is a predicted model, not a curated record. The transcript has a single exon.